ACAGGCCGCCAGGCACAGCAUGGCCCGGGACACACACACCCAGAUACACACCUCCCGGGACACACACACACCAGUACACACCGCCCGGGACACACAAACUCAGGUACACACAGCCAGGUACCGCCUGGGACACGCACAGCCAGGGUCACACACAUUCAGGUACAUGCCGCCUGGGACACAUACACUCAGGUACACACCGCCCGGGACACACACACUCAGGUACACACAGCCAGGUACAGGCCACGAGGUACCGCGCAGCCCGGGACACACACACCCAGGAACACACACACACACAUACACAUCACCUGGGACACACACACUCAGGUACACACCCGCCCAGGACACACACAUUCAGGUACACAAAUCCAGGUACCACCUGAGACAGGCACAGCCUGGGACACACAGACCCAGAUACACACUGUCUGGGACACACACACACAGGUACACACAGUCAGGUCCCGCCUGGGACAGGCACAGGCAGGGGGACACACACCCAGGUACACACUGCCCGGGACACACACAUCCAGGUACACAAAGCCAGGUCCUGCCUGGGACAGGCACAGGCAGGGGGACACACACCCAGGUACACACUGCCCGGGAUACACAUAGCCAGGUACACACAGCCAGGUUCCGCCUGGGACAGGCACAGGCGGGGGGGACACACCCAGGUACACACUGCCCGGGACACACACAUCCAGGUACACAAAGCCAGGUCCUGCCUGGGACAGGCACAGGCAGGGGGACACACACCCAGGUACACACUGCCCGGGAUACACAUAGCCAGGUACACACAGCCAGGUUCCGCCUGGGACAGGCACAGGCGGGGGGGACACACCCAGGUACACACUGCCCGGGACACACACAUCCAGGUACACACAGCCAGGUCCCGCCUGGGACAGGCACAGGCAGGGGGACACACACCCAGGUACACACUGCCCAGGAUACACACACCCAGGUACACACAGCCAGGUUCCGCCUGGGACAGGCACAGGCAGGGGGACACACACCCAGGUACCACCCGGGACAUGCAGCCAGGUACCGCCGGGGACAUGCACAGCCAGGGACACACAUACACAGAUACACACUGCCCAGGACACACAGACACAGGUACACACAGCCAGGUACCGCCCGGUACACACAUACCCAUGGACAGGCCGCCAGGGACACACACAGCCAGGGACAUGCCUGUCGCUCCCAGACACGCACAUCCAGGCACACAGCACUCGGGACACACCCAACCAGGGACACGCUGCCCGCUUGGGACACACAGACAGGGACACUCUGCCAGGUACCACCUGGGACACUAACAACCAGGGUGACACCUGCCGCUCCCGGAUAUGCACACCCAGGUACACACCAACCAGGACAUGCAUACCCAGGGACAGCCAGGGACACACACACACAGUGCCAAGCCUGCUGCUCCCAGACAUUCACACCCAGGUACACACCACCUGGGACACACGCACUCAGGGACACACACACCCAGAUACACACCACCUGGGACACGCGCAGCCUGGGCCAUGCAGCCAGUGACAGACAGCACCUGAGACACACAAACUGGGACAUGCACCCAGGGAUCUACACACUGACCGUGACACACACAUAGAUCUCCACAUGCAGAGUGAGACACAACACACACGGAUGCACACACACACUGAUCUCUCCCUCUCUCACACAGAUACACACUCAUGUACACACAACACAGACAUGUUCAAGGUAACAGAUGUACACACCAGGCAAAUACACAGAGAAACACACACUGCAACAACACAUUCCCAGGCCAAGACACACACAGACUAACACCUACACCAGGCAACACACACCAGGUAACACUAUAACACACUAGCACAUCAACACAUGCUAACACAACACCACA
Messenger RNA from Chelonoidis abingdonii (Abingdon island giant tortoise), 1876 nucleotides. NCBI's taxonomy places the organism in Eukaryota, Metazoa, Chordata, Testudines, Testudinidae. The record is from RefSeq and is a predicted model, not a curated record.